AUGAUUCCAACAGCACGGUGCCUGUCGGCCGGACAGGGCUUCUUUAAACGAAGCGCAGAAGAACUGAGUCGUCUGGGGAGAAUAGCUUGGAACACCGAGACCCUCCACAUACCGACCAAGCCAUACGUCCUGCUCGAUUUUGAAGAUGAAGAGACCAUACGCGGCUGCAAGACAAUGGCCGAUCGCGCCGUAGGAGGCUUCAGCACCGCCAGUCUCGAUUACGAGCCGGCCGAUCCCUCCUCACCCACCUCACCUUCCCAUGCGCGCUUCCACGGCACCAUCUCCACAAAACUCCCCGCAAACUGGACAGUCGAACGGACCGGAUAUGCCGCUUUCCGCAACAAAGACCGCGGCUUCUGGCUUUUCGGCCGUCUCUUCUGGGACGUCGACCCAUACACCUACCUCGCCUUGCGCAUCAAGUCCGACGGUCGGCGAUACACCGUGAACGUGCAAACGGACUCCGUCAUCCAGACCGACAUCCACCAACACAGACUCUACACCCGGCAUCACCGCGUGCAGGGCGCAUCGCCUGUGCGCCAACAGGCUACCUACACCCAAGCGUCAGACUCGCCCGAGCUGAAUCAGGAGUUAUACCCGCGCGGGAUCCCCUCUGCUCUGUCUGACGUGCCCCCCGAAUCAACUGUGGUUUCUUCAUCGUCCAGCGCGACCACCGCUGGCUCAACGGGCUGGGAGACUGUUCUGCUGCCCUUCCACUCGUUUGUGCGGACAAACCAUGGCUACGUGGUUGAGCCGCAGACUUCCCUUCUGCGGCAGAGGGUGAAGAGUAUUGGGAUUGGGUUGACGGACCGGAUCGAGGGGCCGUAUGAUCUGCGCAUCCACAAGAUCUGGGCGACGAAUGGGAUGAGCGAGGCGGAGGCGGACGAGGAGCGCCGCAUCUGUGGCGCCCAUGCUUUACCCGUGGAUGAAGGUGUCCGGACGGGCUGGACGGGGUCUGGCGAGAAGUCUGCUGAGCCCCAUGAGCAGCAAAAAGAGACUGGUGGAAAGGCGAAGGGACUGAAGGGACUAAAGUCGGAGUGGGAUUAG
Penicillium lagena is the source of this 1044-nucleotide messenger RNA. Its product is annotated as CIA30 family protein. Gene Ontology annotation, biological process: mitochondrial electron transport, NADH to ubiquinone; mitochondrial respiratory chain complex I assembly. NCBI's taxonomy places the organism in Eukaryota, Fungi, Ascomycota, Eurotiomycetes, Eurotiales, Aspergillaceae. The transcript has 3 exons. Bases 1 to 1044 code for a protein of 347 amino acids. Gene Ontology annotation, cellular component: mitochondrion. The record is from RefSeq and is a predicted model, not a curated record.